AGUCCAUCUCGCCAACGGUGGCAGUGUGGCACCGCCUCCGCUGCUCAGGCUCAUCCUGUCCUGUUCCUGCUGCAGGUAGCUAGCUAGCCAGCCCGCCUGCUACCUUUGAUCUCUUCUCCGCGCCCACCACCCCCAUAUCACUUUCUUAUCGACGACCGCUAGCUCCAUCCCGUUCCCAGCUCCAGACCAGAACGCCCACGACUAGCGUCGCCACUUGCCGCGCCCAACUUCCUCGUGACCCCUUGCUCCCUCCAGCAGCCGCAUCUUGCAAGCUUCUACUGCUACGCUCAUCAUUCGCGACCAAGCGAGCUUCCUCUCUCCAUGUCCUUUGGCAAGGCGGACAUGAGCAAGGAGGGCAUGUACCAGGAGCGCAAGGACGUGCCGGCCACACGGUUCGCGACGCCGCCGCCGAUGCGCCACCGCCAUGCCGGCCACGGUGACCAGCAGCAGCAGCUGGAGUGCUUCUCUGAUGAGGUGGACAGCCGGGGUACCGCCGAGAUGAAGGAGCCUGGGGGCAGUGCGGCCGGCUCCCAGCUCGUUUCAGGCGGCGGCGUUGGCGACGGGUCGAGCAUCGAGGUGGCCAAGAAGCGGAGGGGGCGGCCGCCGGGGUCCAAGAACAAGCCGAAGCCGCCCGUGGUGAUCACGCGGGAGGCGGAGCCCGCGGCGGCGAUGCGGCCGCACGUGAUCGAGAUCCCCGGGGGCCGCGACGUCGCCGAGGCGCUGGCGCGCUUCGCGAGCCGCCGCAACCUCGGGAUCUGCGUGCUCGCCGGCACCGGCGCCGUCGGCAACGUCUCGCUCCGCCACCCCUGCCCCACGGCGCCCGGUGCUGCCCCGGCCGUCGUCGUCUUCCAGGGCCGGUUUGAGAUCCUCUCCAUCUCCGCCACCUUCCUGCCCCCGGCCAUGGCCGCCGUGGCGCCCCAGGCCGCGGCCGUCGCUGCCGGGCUCUCCAUCUCGCUCGCCGGCCCGCACGGCCAGAUCGUCGGCGGCGCAGUCGUGGGCCCGCUCUACGCCGCGACAACAAUCGUCGUCGUCGCCGCCGCCUUCACGAACCCCACCUUCCACCGCCUCCCCGCCGACGACGACGCGCCGAUGCCCGUCUCCGUGUCGCUCUCCGGCAGCGGGGACGCGGACGAACACCGCGCCCGUCAGCACCAGCCAGAGCCGCAAGAGCAGCGCCACCAACGGCGGCACGUGACCCCGUCGGCAGCGCAGCCGGUGGAACCUUGCGGCGUGCCCGUCUACGCCUGCCACCCGCAGCCGCAAGAAGUGAUGUGGCCGCUUGCUGCUCGCGCGCCGCACCAACCGCCACCCCCGCCGCCACCGUACUGAUCAGAGAGAAUGUGUACGCCCUUUUACCAGAUUGCCUGCAUCCUGCAAGGUUCAUGGCUAGAUCUGCAUUAACCUUAGCUGCACCUUAGGGUUUAACUCUCUGUUUUCUUGGGCUUCUACUUCUGAUUUCGACAUUGAUCCGCAUUUCGUACGGGAAACUGAGAAUUGAAUGUCAAUCUGCGUUUUCUUGCAA
Molecule: messenger RNA, 1522 nt
Organism: Aegilops tauschii subsp. strangulata
Lineage: Eukaryota; Viridiplantae; Streptophyta; Magnoliopsida; Poales; Poaceae
Product: AT-hook motif nuclear-localized protein 17-like
Cellular component (GO): nucleus
Molecular function (GO): DNA-binding transcription factor activity; minor groove of adenine-thymine-rich DNA binding
Source: RefSeq, a predicted model, not a curated record